Messenger RNA from Pseudomassariella vexata, 1587 nucleotides. Its product is annotated as major facilitator superfamily domain-containing protein. Lineage: Eukaryota; Fungi; Ascomycota; Sordariomycetes; Amphisphaeriales; Pseudomassariaceae. The transcript is spliced from 2 exons. Gene Ontology annotation, biological process: transmembrane transport. The coding region runs from base 1 to 1587 and encodes 528 amino acids. The record is from RefSeq and is a predicted model, not a curated record. Gene Ontology annotation, molecular function: transmembrane transporter activity.
AUGCAAUUCUACGCCGUAUUCCCGGGGUUAUGUCUUGCAAUCCUCCUCACCGCUCUCGAGUCCUCCAUCCUCGGCAUUGCCCUCCCCUCAAUAACCGCCUCUCUCGAUUCAGGGGCUCUUUACAUCUGGGCGCUCAACGGCUACUACCUCGCCGUUGCCGUCGUGCAGCCCGUAUACGGCCAAUGCGCCGAUAUCCUGGGUCGCCGGAUCCCCAUGACGGCCGCCUUGGUCUCUUUCACACUGGGGAGUGGGAUUUCCGGUGGCGCCGUUUCCAUUGAAAUGUUGGUAGCAGGACGGGUGAUCCAAGGGGUUGGAGGGGGGGGCAUCAUGGUCAUGGUUUAUAUCAUUAUUGCUGACCUGGUCCCCUUACGCUUCCGACAGAAGUACACUGCCAUCACGAUGUCCUUCUUCGCGCUGGGCAUGUUCGUCGGGCCGAUUAUAGGGGGCGUCAUCGUAACCAAAGCUUCUUGGCGGUGGAUUUUUUACCUCAAUGUGCCCAUCGGCGGUGUGGCGCUCAUUCUGGUGUCCUUCUUUCUCAAGCUUAAGCAUGACCGCCGCGGAGCGACCCUGGCGAACCUCAAGCGGAUCGACUGGCUGGGCAACGGCAUCCUCACGGCGACCGUAGCGUCUAUCCUGAUUGCCUUGACCUGGGGCGGCACGCUGUAUUCGUGGAAAUCAUCGAAUGUCCUGGCUCCCUUUCUCGUAGGUCUUGCCGGCCUGGUGAUUUUCGCACUGCACCAAGUCUCCUUCAGUCCAUCGCCAAUAACACCUUCGCGGCUGUUCAGCCACCGGGCAUCGCUCAUCGGCUUCGCCAUCUCCUUCCUCCACGGCGUGAUCCUCACCUGGGUAGGCUGGAUGCUGGCAGCCUACUUCCAGGCGCUGAAGGAGUGUACCCCUCUCCAGACGGGUGUCAACGUGCUCGCCUUGGCCAUUUUGUUCCCGCCCUCGGGCAUAAUCGGCGGGCUCGUCAUCGCUAAGACGGGUCGGUACAAACCCCUUCUGAUAGCGGGUCUGGCUCUGAUACCCCUGGGAGCGGGUUGUUUCACGACCCUGAACCCGGAAUCGACAACGGGUAUGGGCGUCGGGUUUCAAAUACUACUGGCUGUUGGUUUGGGCCUAACGAUGCAGGCCGCUCUCCCUGCUAUCCAGGCAACGCUCCCCGAAGAGGACGUUGCCCUCGCCACGGCCGCUUGGGGAUUCGUGCGCAGUUUUGGGUUUAUCUGGGGGGCUGCCAUCCCGGCGGCUGUGUUCAACUCGCGAGUAGACAGUCUGCUCGGGCAGAUCAGCGAUCCGGGGGUUAGGCAGCUGUUGGCUAGGGGUGGAGCGUACGAGCAUGCCACGAGGAAGUUCAUCACAUCGUUCAACGACAGUCCGGAACUAAAGAGGGAUAUCCUGAACUUGUAUACGUUGUCGUUGAGGGAGACGUGGCAGGUUCUUAUAGGGUUUGCUGCGGUUGCUUUCUUGUUGUCGUUGUGCAUUCCCGAGGUGCCCCUGAGGAAAACGCUCGAGACCAAGUUUGGGUUGAAAGAGGGUGGGGAAGAUUGCAAGUCCGGAAAAGGGCACGAAGGAGAAGGAAUUGAAGGGUGA